AUUAUUUAUGUUAAUUUUGACUUAAAAAUGAUAAAUUGUCUUAAUUUGUGUCAACCAAUUUAACUAGUGAGAAAUUGGCAUUCUUGCUUCUAGUGUCAAUCGUGUUAAUGGCCCUUUGACACCUGUCACUCCUUGUCCACCUGUCAAGAAAAUCUGGCAAAACAUGUCAAGAUUGUGAAAAUAAUUUAAAAUAAUAUAGACCCUAAAAUGAACAAUAAAUUAUCCGAGCCCCCUUCCGGGGGCAUAAACAACGCUUUAGAUGAUGUGGUGGUGCAAGACAUCCUCAACUCGUUCACAGACCUUCGACAAUACUCAAAAGAAAUUGAAAAAGAACUGAAAGAAACCGAAAACAAGUCAAUUCAGGACUACAUUAAAGAAAGCGCUAACAUUGCAAGCUUGCACAACCAGAUUUCAGCUUGUGAUGAGAUUUUGGAACGUAUGGAGUCCAUGUUAGUGGGGUUCCAAACAGACUUAGGAAGUAUAAGUAGCGAGAUCUUAUCCCUGCAAAGAAAAUCGAUAUCCAUGAGCCAGGAACUGAGCAACCGGCAAGCAAUAAGGGGCCAGUUGAGCCAAUUUAUCGAUGACAUGGCCGUUCCAGAGUCACUUAUUGUGGGAAUUAUGGAUAACCCAGUCACUGAUAAAGAGUUUCUAACGCAGUUGCAAGUCUUGAACCACAAAAUCAGCUUUGUUAAGGAGCAAAGUUUCAAAGAGUCGAAGUCGUGUCUGGACGUUAAAGAUAUUUUGGAAAAACUCAAAAUCAAAGCUAUGAGUAAAAUUAGGACGUAUUUGUUAGAGCAGGUGUAUAAAUUUAGGAAACCAAUGACGAAUUAUCAAGUGCCGCAGAACAACAUGUUGAAGUAUAAAUUUUUCUUUGAGUUUAUUUUAUCGAACGAGCGGAACGUGGCGCAGGAAAUUUGCAACGAAUACGUAGAUACGAUGAGCAAGAUUUAUUUUUCGUAUUUUAAGUCGUACUCGGGACGCAUCAUGAAGUUGCAGUAUGAAGAGUGCACUACGAAGGAUGACCUCAUGGGGAUCGAGGAUACAGCAAAUAGGGGAUUGUUUAAUAAAAAUUUGAAACAUAAGGGGACAGUUUUUACAAUUGGAAAUCGUGGGGACGUGCUGGCGCAGCAACUGGAAGCCCCCAUUAUUGUGCCCCACGCACAAUCGAAAAAUAGGUAUGCAUUUGAAGCUCUCUUUAGAAGCGAACAGUACGCUUUGGUGGACAACGCCUGUCGAGAGUAUUUGUUUGUAAGCGAGUUUUUCAUGGUGAGAGGGCAACCAGCGCUCGACUUAUUUAAUCAAAUAAUGGGCAAAACCACUGGACUGUUGAAGAAAAACUUGGAGUCGUUUGUGGCUGAUUGUUACGACACCAUUGCUCUAUUUCUGUGUUUUCACUUGAUUCUGCGUUACAAAAUCAUGUGUCAUAAGCGCUGCGUUCCAGCGUUGGACGACUAUUGGGAUAAUUUGGAGAGGAUUAUUUUGGCGAGGUUUGAGUUCGUUUUUCGGUUGAAUAUCGCCAGUAUUAGGGAUUGCGACCCGAGUAAGUUCAACCUGGAGAUGGGACCCCAUUAUAUCACUCGUCGCUACGCCGAAUUCAGCGCCGCCUUAGUCGGCAUAAGCGAGAACUUCCCCAACGAGCUGGUGAACUGCCUCCUCGCCGAACUCCAGGAGGAGGUCGAACUCUUCAUUCUCCGAAUGGCCGGGAUUUUCCCCCAGCGCAAAGAACAACUAAUCUUCCUAAUUAAUAACUAUGACAUGAUUUUGCACAUAAUCAUGGAGCGCACCCGCGACAAUUGUAAGGAAGCCGAGACCUUCAAGAGUCGCUUAUCGUCCAAGAGCGGCGAAUACGUGGAGGAGAUCCUUAGUCCGCACUUCGGCGAACUCAUGCAGUACGUGAAGGAGUGCGAGUAUCUGAUAGAGAAAGGAAAGGGCGAGGACGUGAAGAAGCUCGAGGCGAAGUCGUUGAACAUCGUCCAGAUCUUCUCAGCGAAUUGGAAGAAGUCGUUGGAGGAGCUGAACAGGGAGGUGCUUUUGUCGUUCCCGAAUCUCGUAACGGGCUCGAGUUUGCUCCAGUUGGCGUUGACGCAGUUAGUGCAAUAUUAUCAUAGGUUUCAUAAGUUGUUGACGCCGAACGUGAGGACUCAGCUUACUAACAUCCAUCUGAUCAUGGUGGAGAUGAAGAAAUAUAAGACUAAUUAUUAGGCGAUUUGAUACUUAAGCGAAUUGGAUUAAAUUGAAUUGUGAUUGUUAGGGAAUUUGUUGUAUAUUUUAUUGUUUUAUUUGCACGUUGUAAGAGUAAGUAAAUUAACGACACUGGUA
Zophobas morio is the source of this 2319-nucleotide messenger RNA. RefSeq names its product vacuolar protein sorting-associated protein 52 homolog (gene Vps52). The coding region runs from base 208 to 2202 and encodes 664 amino acids. The transcript is spliced from 4 exons. Gene Ontology annotation, biological process: retrograde transport, endosome to Golgi; endocytic recycling; Golgi to vacuole transport. Lineage: Eukaryota; Metazoa; Arthropoda; Insecta; Coleoptera; Tenebrionidae. Gene Ontology annotation, cellular component: GARP complex. The record is from RefSeq and is a predicted model, not a curated record. Gene Ontology annotation, molecular function: syntaxin binding.